This is a messenger RNA of Pelagomonas calceolata, 890 nucleotides long. NCBI's taxonomy places the organism in Eukaryota, Pelagophyceae, Pelagomonadales, Pelagomonadaceae. The record is from the annotation of a GenBank genome assembly.
CACCAAGCAGCGUCGCGGUGUAGCCAGCACAAGCCGCUCAGCACUGCAAAAUCUCUCCAAAAAGCUGCCAGCCAUGCAGCGCGCCGCCGCCGCGGCGCUCCUCAUAGCGAUAACGCAGGCCGCCUGGGGCCCGAGGGAGGCCCUGAAACGCCACGAGGCGGAGCACGACGCGGCGCACGCCAAGGAAGCAGCCGGUGACGUCGCUCAUCUAGCGGAAGCUGUGGAAACGAGACGAGGCACCGUCGCGGCCAUCAAGAAGACCGGUGUGGACAUGUACGGGGAUAAAAAAGCCAUCGACGCCGUCAAGGACCUCCAGGCGGCCACUCGAAGGUAUCUUGCGGCGAAGUACGGGCAGGCGGAUUCCUACACUCUAGAUCUUCAAAUAAAAUUCCCGGAGAGCAUGGGCGGAGAUAGGGACGUUGUGACCAUAGAAACGGCACCUAUCUCAUUGAUGCCGCACGCCGUGCACGUCUUUCUGGACGCUGCUAUUUCGAGGAAAGGCGAGACGUGGCGGUGUGCGUUCCACCGGAACGCGGGACAUGUUUUACAAGCUUUUCUGAGGGCUCCCGGUGCGAGAGGCCUCGCGUUCCAGGAAUAUGAUGCACAAUUCCCUCAUGAACGACUGACGCUGGGUUUCGCGGGGCGACCCGGCGGCCCCGAGUUUUAUAUUAGCACGGUCGACAACGUGCGCAACCACGGACCGGGCUCUCAGGGCUCGAAGACUGAGGCCGACUCGUGCUUCGCGAAAGUUGUCAGUGGCGCGGACGUCGUAGAAAGGAUGCGCAAACAACCAGCACCAAAAGGCUUAGGUUUCGUGAACAACAAGGCCGAUUAUAUAGUUGUGGAGGACGUUCAGUUGAGGCCGCCCGCGUAAUGAUGCUAUUAAUGUA